CAUAUUUCAUAAUGUCGGUAAAAAUAUUUUUGCGAAACAAAGAUACGGUUACGCAAAAUUUCAAAGAAUCAACUAUGAGAAUCAGACGCCGGUUGCACGACUAGAACUACGGAGGAUGCAUAAGGUAUCCGUGAUCGGUUAGAGUAAUUGCUGAUCGUCCUCGGAAAAUUCGUUGGCAAAAGAAAAAGAAGACAGUGAUAAGGGAAAGAAAGGUCAAUUACUUUGACGGGACGGUACCUGUUCGUGUUCGCUUAAAAGCAAGUAUAUUUCAUUGCGUUCGUGAGCUACGUUGAUGUACACAUAAGAGCACUGUUAAAAUAACAAUUAGCUGCUUUACGCUUAGUCCGUGUACAUGUGAGGAAGUGUGUGAUAUAUACAACCGUAUAUGUAUGCGCGCGUGCCUUCUAUACAUACAGUUUUACGAUUGUGUUAAGAGUUUUGCGGUGGUUCUGUAGUGGCAGGGGGAGGUCUUUAGCCCCCUUGGUGAGGCAUACGCCGGUAAUGAGUGUUUAUACCAUAACUGCGGCGACACCAACAACGAAUACAAUAAUAUCAACAACAACGGCGACGACGACGACGGCGGUAACAGUGACGACGACGACGGCUACGUCGACAACAACAACGGCGCCGGCGGUUGCCGUGUCGCCCGAAACUGCACCUGGUUGGAUAGAAUUUUGUGAGAGACACGCCCGCGCUUCGGCCUCUGAUUUUGCCAAGGCUUUUUGCACUUAUGUCAGUUUAAAUUUAUCUGAGAGCGCCAGGUCGAAUCUCUCGCACCGUGACUUUCUGAAGAAGUUUAUUGAAAGCUUCUGCGAACACUUCGAGAGCGAGUACCUGCGUCGUACGAUUAGAUCUCCUUCCCUGUAUGACACAAGACACGGAGCAACUAACGAUAGAGAUGUCAAUGUUAUAAGCCAGAAUAACAAUGCCCCUAUACGUAUAUCAUCCCAUGAAGAAUUCAGUGAUUACUCUGAACAAGAUGGGGAUGCUAUAUCGCCAAAGCCAACACACAAGCCAUUUUUUCGUCGGUUAUCCUUUAAAGGGCUUAAGAAGGGUAAAAGUUUAUUCCACAAGCAGCAAAGCGAUGAAGUGGAAUUGUCUCAUAAUGAAUAUCGUAGAGACAAGCAUUCGAAAGCUAAACUUUCAAAAAUCGUGGUGGAAUGUAGGAAGGAAGGCGUUGUUAAUUCUCUGAUGGGGGAGAAUAUUGAUGGAACUCAGAAAUGGGAGAAAUCAAGGCUUGCCCUGAUAAAAGCUAUCGGUGGAUACAUGUUAGAAUUUUAUUCUCCUCCAAAAGCAGUAAAACCACGCAGUGGUGUCUUCUGUUCUGCGAUAACUGAGGCCAGAGAGACAACUGCAUUAGAAAUGCCAGACCAUGAGAAUACCUUUGUUUUGAAAACACAAAACAUGGAAUUCGUGAUAGAAGCUCAUGAUUCAAAUGAUAUGAGAUCAUGGUUAGCUACUAUCAAAUACUGCAUGCGCACAGUUCAACAAAAUGCAAUGAAUCCCAGUUCUGGAACAGAUGCCACUGGGGAUUCUUUAGGACAUGGUUCAUUAACUAUUGGUAGCGAAGGAGAUAGAUUAAGAACUAAUUCUGCGAGUAAGAGUUCCAGAUCUGCACCCCACGAUCAGGGGGAUGAAACAUUGGGUAAUCCUCCAGAAAUACCACCAAGACUUCGUACAAGAAGUACAAGUAAUUUGGAAUUGUGUUCAUCCCAACAAGAUAUUGAACAAUUGAAUACAAAUGACGGUGAACUGGACUUAUCUAAUAGUUUAAAAGAGUAUCCUUGGUUUCAUGGAACCCUUCCUAGGUCAGAUGCAACGCAGCUUGUUUUACAUAGUGCUGCCAAUGGUCAUGGUAUAUUUCUUGUUCGGCAAAGUGAGACGAGGAAAGGGGAGUUUGUAUUAACUUUCAAUUUCCAAGGCAGAGCAAAGCAUUUACGCAUGACGUUAAACGAUCAAGGACACUGCCGUGUUCAACAUCUUUGUUUUCCCGCUAUCUACGAUAUGCUCGAACACUUUCGUCAGAACGCUAUACCUCUUGAAUCUGGCGGGACAGCAGAUGUGACUCUCACUGAAUUUGUUGUGGCAAAUCACGCAACACGGUCGGGACAUCACAAUGCAACUGGAGUCAAUCAACAACAGUUGCAAGAAAGAAGACCACCUGCAGCUCCAGAGCCAAGAGAAGUGCGUACCUAUGGAGGUUCGAUAAGAACGCGUACGGAAUCAUUGGAAAGACUGGAACAACAAAACAACAUUACAGAGCAACAAAGCGCGUCAUCAUCUAGCGGUCGAGCAAUUCAGAAUACGUAUAGCUUUCUUUGACGAUGGAUUCACAAUACUCUACCAUCCGGCUAUAACCCAGUUAGCCCUUUAGAUUAAAUUAGUCUACCUAACAAAUUCCUCUGGAAUGCGGAAUAGUCUUUAAGUUGAACCCAGCAGUCACCGCUAUCGUAAAAAGCGUACCAUUCAAACCCGUGUGAACAAUGUAUCUUGUCAAAUAGACUGCUUCCAAUUUUUCCAAACUUGUAAGAUAAAAGAAAUUGUCGACAACUGUAUUUAUUAACACGUUUGUACCCGAUACUGGAAACAGGAUAUAAUUUUUGGAACAUGAUAAUUUUAUAAAUAUAGCUUUUGCAAUAAUGUAUACAAAUUAUUUCAGAAUGCGAAUGAGAUUUAUGACGAUUAAAUUAUAUCGGCUGUCCUUUUUUUGCACGUUCAGAUAUAUCCGCUCAAAUUAUCUUAAAUACAGCGAUAGGCGUCAUUAAGUAUUCACGAAAUUACGUACUUGACAUAUACAAUUAAGAUGAGAUCGUGUCUUUAUUUAAUUGAUGCAAUUCGGAGAAACGAUUUAAGUCUAUAGAAUAUAAUUCGUUAUAUCGAUUAAUUUACUUAAAGAUAUGUACUUAUAAGAAUGUAUAAAAAAAGUAUAUAUGUAAAUGUAUAUCGAAGUUUUAGUCUUUUUUUAUACGUAAACUUGUUUGAGACAAUCUCAUUAUUACAACUACUAUCCUAUCUCCUAUAAAUUAGAAAGACGCACUGCUAUACUAAUAAUCUAUACGUAUAAUUAUUUAGUAUAAAGUAUUAGUCAAAGAAUUGAAGAACUAGUUGGAAUGUUACAUGUAAAUAAUUAAAUCUUAAUAAUAAGUAUGAUUUAAAUUGCGUA
Molecule: messenger RNA, 3163 nt
Organism: Ceratina calcarata
Lineage: Eukaryota; Metazoa; Arthropoda; Insecta; Hymenoptera; Apidae
Gene: Lnk
Product: SH2B adapter-like protein Lnk
Exons: 5
Coding region: 502-2322 (606 amino acids)
Biological process (GO): intracellular signal transduction
Cellular component (GO): plasma membrane
Molecular function (GO): transmembrane receptor protein tyrosine kinase adaptor activity
Source: RefSeq, a predicted model, not a curated record